GGCCGCAGUCCGUGCAGAUACAGACAUACUUAAGCACUGACAUCAGCCAGGACAGCACUCACACGCUCUACAGUUAAAGGACAUCUCCCCCUCGCCGAAGAGGUGACACUCGAGAAACGUCAUUUGUCAACCAUCCACGGACUCAGUUUUUAUUAUUAUUAUUAUUAUUUUUAUAUAUAGCUAUAUAUAUAUAGCUACAUAUAUAUUUUAUUAAGAAGACAGAGACUGUCCGGGUUUUUCCUUCUCCUCGCCGUUCUUCGGGGACAAUGAGGAGCAGAUCCGAAGUUUGAGCGACUCCAGACUGAUCGCGGUCAUUUACGCUCCGCUCCGAGGCUGUCCGUGUUGAUUAGCGCUGUUAUUUAGCAAACAGAACAAGAAGAAGAAGAAGACGUGCGGGUAGUUCUGUUCUUGUUGAAUUGUAGCCGCUUUUUCCUCCCCUGAAGGAUGGUGCUAGACAAGGAGGAGAGCGUGUCUGUCGUUCCCCUCCAGUCCAGAGAGAAGCCAAGAGGCUGUGCCGGCUGCAAUGGGAAGAUCAGGGACCGCUUCAUGCUCCAGGCGUUAGACAGGUUCUGGCAUGAAGACUGUCUGAAGUGUGCCUGCUGCGACUGCCGCCUGGGACGGAUCGGCUCCACCCUGUACACCCGGGCAAAUCUUAUCCUCUGCCGCAGAGACUACCUGAGGCUCUUCGGGGUGACGGGGAACUGCGCGGCCUGCAGUAAGCUGAUCCCUGCCUUUGAGAUGGUGAUGAGAGCCAGAGACAACGUCUACCAUUUAGACUGCUUCGCCUGUCAGCUCUGCCGCCAGAGAUUCUGCGUGGGAGACAAGUUCUUCCUCAAGAACAACAUGAUCCUGUGCCAGCUGGACUACGAAGGAGGCCAUCUUAAUGGAGGCUCCGACAGACAGCUACAAUGAGAGUGACCCGAGGAUCUUUUCUAUUUUCUUCGCUCACAGCAGAUCUGGAGAGGGACCACUGUGAGCCAGCUGGACCAUGAAACUCACAGCAGCACACUGCUCAUCAGCGUCUCGCUUCAAACCGAACUCUGAGGAAUGUAAAAAAAAGAAGACGAAGAAAAUCUCAGAUUGGACACGUCCGCCGCGGCCGAUGUUUGAACUCUAUGCUGCAGAGCUGCGUGGUUCAGUUCCCUAAAAAACUGACCGUUCCGAUCAGAUGAGCUCGAGGUCAGCCAGGAAGUGAAACCGGAGAAACCCUGAAGAGGACGUUUCCCACAAUGCUUUUUAUGGACCGCGAGCUGGAGCGCUGCGGAUUCUGACAAUAAUUUGAGGAGUUUGUUUAAAAAAACCCAAAAAACAACAGCAGCAACAAAAACGAAUGAAGACGAAUGAAGUGAGUCGGGAAAGGAAUCAGGAGCUGCAAGACUGCCGGAGUCUCCUGGCUGUCAUUUUUGGAGGAAAACAAAAUAAUAAUAACAGUAAAAUAAAUAAACGAAUAAAAGUUAGAUUUCCAGCCCAGUUUAAUUAUAUUCAAACUGUUUCCCUUGCUGCUUUUUUUUUUUGUCUUGAUUUAUUAAACUGGAAUUAAAUCACAGCUUGUCUGCCUUUGAUUUAUGUUAUGCACCAACAUCACUACAUGUGACAUCGUAGG
Gambusia affinis (western mosquitofish) is the source of this 1603-nucleotide messenger RNA. Its product is annotated as rhombotin-1-like. The transcript is spliced from 5 exons. Bases 445 to 912 code for a protein of 155 amino acids. Gene Ontology annotation, biological process: positive regulation of transcription by RNA polymerase II. Lineage: Eukaryota; Metazoa; Chordata; Actinopteri; Cyprinodontiformes; Poeciliidae. Gene Ontology annotation, cellular component: nucleus. The record is from RefSeq and is a predicted model, not a curated record. Gene Ontology annotation, molecular function: transcription coactivator activity; DNA-binding transcription factor binding.